AUGCUGGACCAGAAGCCAUCGGACCCCAGCAUAUCGGUGCGGUUUGAUCAUGCCUGGGUCAUCCCACCGAGCCUUUUCGAUGAAAGUGACAUGGACCCGCGGGAAAGCAUCUAUUGGGCAGCUUUAAUCAAAGUACGAGAAUUAGAAUCUAGCCAAAUUGGCAAACUCUUACAGGGUUCUCUUUAUCCUCUUCUGCAGGCAUUUUUAACCCCAGCGAAAACAUUCGAGCUUCAGACCAUUUUGCAGACUGACACACCGGAAUAUCAGCUCAAAAAUCUAUUCUUACUCUUUCCUAGUGUACAUUCGGCUUUUCGAAAUGGACAUAUCCGAGUAUUUCCAGCGACCAAUACCCCGGACCAGUGGAAUGAUGAAACCGAGACCAGAAUCAAAACCGCCAGCGAAGUUUAUUAUUUUGUGGCCAGAAUGUCGCCUGAGCCUUGUGGCUGGCUAUUCCUUAGCGAUGGCAGCCACUGGAACUCAACAAUGCAAAUGUUCAUCAUGGAGAGCCAAGACACCAACCAGGCUCUUCCAUAUCCAUUCUUGUUACGAACUCAUUAUCGCAUUGCAGCUUCCAUGCAUCUAUUUCAUGUCGAAGAACAAAUCGCCGAGGGCUGGCCUUCGCCUCCGUUGUUCCAAUUGAACAAUGCGACCCAGAAAGUUUUACGCUCAGUCUGGCGUGCCGUGCCUCACUUUAUACGUGUCCAAUGUUAUGGCGCGCUCUUGAAGCUAGGCAGUCAUCUAUACCCGCGCUAUUUUACCGGCCUUGUGCACCGGUUACCGUUCGGACUGUAUGCAAAAGGAUGCACUCGUACCCCUAAUGAAGGAGAGACACUCAGGCUCGUGGAAUGGUAUACUUCGACCCCGGCGCCCCUUUGGGUUGAUGACUACCAGGGCAUACACCGCGUUCUUAUCAUGACGGCCGUGUCUGGACAAACGCUGGAUGUGGUUUUUCACCGACUCUCAUACUCGGAGCGCAAGCGAUUGUCGAAAGACCUGAAAAGUGUCUUAUCGCAACUACGUUCUAUUCCAAAUCAGACCUCAUACCGCUUCGGUGAUAGUCAUGGCGGCCCGCUAUCUGAUUAUCGUUUCCCCUCCGGCGUAUGUGGUCCGUUCAACCAAAUUUAUGAUUUCAACUCCUUUCUCGUCCACAGAUACGUGCUCAACGAGACAAAGGAAAACAUUACGGCCGUCCACGCGCGUCCGUAUCGGUCUGUGUUCAGCCACACGGACCUGCAUCCCAGGAAUAUUAUCAUUGAUCACGGGCGCCUAUCUGGGAUUAUGGACUGGGAAUGCGCUGGCUUCUAUCCUGAAUACUGGGAGUUAACCAAGCUUUUCUAUGGCGCACAGCCAUUUCCGGAAAUACAAUCAUUCAUUCAUGAUGCAUUCACGGGAGAUACAUAA
Molecule: messenger RNA, 1401 nt
Organism: Penicillium concentricum
Lineage: Eukaryota; Fungi; Ascomycota; Eurotiomycetes; Eurotiales; Aspergillaceae
Product: aminoglycoside phosphotransferase family protein
Exons: 3
Coding region: 1-1401 (466 amino acids)
Source: RefSeq, a predicted model, not a curated record